Molecule: messenger RNA, 1287 nt
Organism: Sorghum bicolor (sorghum)
Lineage: Eukaryota; Viridiplantae; Streptophyta; Magnoliopsida; Poales; Poaceae
Product: DNA-directed RNA polymerase II subunit RPB1
Exons: 1
Coding region: 1-1287 (428 amino acids)
Source: RefSeq, a predicted model, not a curated record
AUGGAAUUCGAGUCGAAGACGACGCUUGCGCGCCACGCGAGCGCGGGCACUAUUUACUGUACCUCCCGUCCCGCGUGGAUCCAAACCAUUACGUCAACAACCGAUCCCAUCCGCGCUCCAUCCACCGCCGCCGCCGCCACCACCUCAACUCGCUCCUCGUCUUCCCGAGCGCUCCGCCGCGAGAUGGCGAUGGCGUUCGCCUCUUGCGCUUCCACCAGAUCUGCCGCCGGCGACGCUUUCUCCUACGACGACGUGGGGUCGUCGCGCGGUUACCGCCUGGUGACGGUGCGCGGAAGAAGCUUCGUGGAGCUGGAGGGCAUCGUCUUCGACUCGGAAAGGUUCUGCUACCGGCGGACAUCGUCCCUGCUCGACUCGCCGCCGCGAUCUGGAUCUCCAGAUUACACGCCUGGAUCGCUGGAUUGUUCGUCGCAGCGGUCUGGAUCGCCGGAUUAUUCGCCGGCCACCCCGGACCCGGCCACACCGUCGUCGCAGCGAUCUGGAUCGCCAGUCUACUCGCCGGCCAGCCCGGAGUACACUCCAUUAUUGAAGCCGUCGUCGCGGCGUUUUGGAUCGCCAGAUUACUCACCGGCCACCCCGGAGUACACUCCCCUGACACCGUCGUCGCAGCGAUCUGGAUCGCCAGUCUACUCGCCGGCCAGCCCGGAGUACACUCCAUUAUUGACGCCGUCGUCGCGGCGUUUUGGAUCGCCAGAUUACUCACCGGCCAGCCCGGAGUACACUCCCCUGACACCGUCAUCGCAGCGAUCUGGAUCACCAGUCUACUCGCCGGGCAGCCCGGAGUACACUCCCCUGACGCCGCCGAAGCGAUCCGGGUCUCCAGCUUACACGCCGGCCGCCGCGAACUACACGCCCCGGAGUCCUUCAAGCUCGUCUUUAUCCGACUUCUUCCACGACUUUGAUCGCCACUGCACUUCGCCGUCUACGGGCUGCUCAUCGCGCGCCGUCUCGCCGGAGUACACGCCCGCCAGUGCUUCCGGCUGCUGUUCACCACCGGACUACUUCUUCUGCUACACUUCGCCGCCGUCUGCUGGGUACUCGCCGCGCGACGCGUCGCCGGAGUACACGCCUUCGAUUCCCCUCAUCAGCCUUCCCCGGCGUGCUGCUUCUCCAGACUACACCCCGAGCUCCCCUUCGGUGGUGUCAGACGCCGUUUCACGCACGUCUCCACCGAGCCACCGCCGGUUCCACCCGUACCAGAGGAGCCGGACCAGCUGCUGCCAGAGUCGCCUUCCUCCUCCCAGCAUGGAUACUAAACGCAUUCAGUAG